AUGUCAGUGCUCCAGUUUGUAUUUCUGCUGAUCCUGGUCAAUAGCAGUGGCUCCGAGGAGACCGAAAGGGAUGUGGAUGUGGAGGAUCAGCAUUCGGGACCAGAGCCCAUUGAUGGACGAUCGUUCUUUUUUCUGGGCACUUUGUUCCGCCGAUGGCGCAAUCGCUGGAUGGCCUACCACAAUCCGGAUCCGAUGUUUGCCGGGCCCGCUUAUCCUAUAACCGGGUACUACAAUUGUCCCGUCUACGGCUGCAAUCCGUCGGUCAUUGGUCCCCAACCUGGUUAUUAUGCAACUCCUGCAGGAUUCUACACCAUGCCCUUGAAUCAGCAGCAGGCUCAGGGGAACAGCAAUGUCUAUAUCUACCAAAGUGAUCAGAAUUCCGCCUCAGCCGGCAAUCCUCUGGGCUAUGGAUAUGGAUAUGGUGGUGUAUCGCCACUUAGACCGGCCACGCCCCUGCCUCUGCCGCCUCCCGGAAUGUCGCCGCCCUCCACAGUGGGCACGGUAUCAGCAACGGCCAGUGCCAACGGCUAUCCUGGACCAGGAGCAGGACUUGGACAGCGGCCAGGACCAUAUCCAAUACCCUUGCCGCAGCUGGGAUGA
Drosophila takahashii is the source of this 600-nucleotide messenger RNA. RefSeq lists its product as uncharacterized. Lineage: Eukaryota; Metazoa; Arthropoda; Insecta; Diptera; Drosophilidae. The record is from RefSeq and is a predicted model, not a curated record.